Penicillium canariense is the source of this 1350-nucleotide messenger RNA. RefSeq lists its product as uncharacterized. Bases 1 to 1350 code for a protein of 449 amino acids. The transcript is spliced from 2 exons. NCBI's taxonomy places the organism in Eukaryota, Fungi, Ascomycota, Eurotiomycetes, Eurotiales, Aspergillaceae. The record is from RefSeq and is a predicted model, not a curated record.
AUGUCUCCAACCUCCAGUCCUCAGCCCGCCUUGUCCAGCCAAGGUCAAGGCGAAGAGGGCCCUCAGAAAUCCUCGGCUGGUCCCGACGGGUAUGACGCGUUUGAGAACACAAAUAAUAAGAAGAAGCGGAAAAUCCCCACCCCGGGGAAUAUGGGCGGCCAUCACUCUGCGCUCUCCCCAGAGUUUGCGAGUAUGGGGUUGGCCAAUUCGACCCCGUCCCCGGCCGCGGCCAGUGACGGGAUGUCAACAGGUACAUAUUAUGGAAGUGGAAAUCCUGCAUCGCCUUUGGGCAGUGGGAUCUCCGGUUCAGGCCGAGGUCGUUUGGGGCGGAGCUCAACUCGCAGCAACCCCGGGCGAAAUCCCUUGUCCGCCAACGCGCAGAACGCGUGGAUGAACACUCGAACCCCCAGUCGGCGGGAUGGUCUGAUGUCCUCUUCUGGACCCUCCGGCGAGCCGUCCGAUCAAGGCAUCAUUUCGACUGCUAUUGCUAACGCAGCCACCCGUUCGUCCCCCCCACGAGGCCCGAGCAAUGUCAGCCUGCUCGACCAAGAGAAUAUCACCCCGACCAAGACGCAAUUCACCUUUACUUGCGAGUCCGACUCAUCCAAAGGGAUGGCGCUGCAGCGGAAUUCAUAUUCUGUGCCGUAUCACUCCCCAACGUCCCCUCUCGCACCCACCACCCAGAACCCCCGAGGAUUCUCCACCCAAGCCACGCAGACGAGUCCAAACAUGGCUGCACCCAUGAACCAGCACGUCCCACCGGGCACACAACCCCCACCUCCGCAAGGAGACCAAGGGUCCAUGGGUCGCAAGAAGAAACGUUCCCCGGGUAGCAUCUACGCCCUGGCCGCGCGACAACGCAAAAUCCAGCAGCAGUAUACCAACAUCCACCACCCGCCUAGCCUGGAAGACAUCUGGAUCUGCGAGUUCUGCGAGUACGAGAGCAUUUUCGGGCACCCGCCAGAGGCGCUGAUCCGGCAGUACGAGAUCAAAGACCGCAAGGAGCGCAAGCGACUGGCCGAGAAGAAACGCCUCCUCGAAAAGGCCAAGAUGAAGGGCCGCAAGACCAAGAAGGGGACCAAGAACGCGAAGAAUGCCUCACAGGGAUACCAGCAAGGCUACGACCGUGCCUCGGUCGACCACUCCUCUGCCGCCGGGUCAGGCCUUCCGGAUGACGAGUACAUAGGCCACGAGUACGACGAUGAGCCAGAGUCUAUCCCGGGCCCGCAUCCUGCGUCCCCGACUGAACUCAGACCCCCGCUGCCGCCGGCAAGCCAUCCACCCCCGGCAGCUCCGACUGGCGGGACUGCCAAGGGUGCUGUAGACGCCGGGGCUAGUCCGCCCGCCUGA